Messenger RNA from Malaclemys terrapin pileata, 5042 nucleotides. RefSeq lists its product as uncharacterized. The coding region runs from base 2219 to 3226 and encodes 335 amino acids. The record is from RefSeq and is a predicted model, not a curated record. The transcript is spliced from 3 exons. NCBI's taxonomy places the organism in Eukaryota, Metazoa, Chordata, Testudines, Emydidae.
AAAAAACCAACAAACAAAAAAACAGCCAUCCCAUGACAAUGCAAGCUUUGGCACCAAAGGAGUCCACAGCUGACCAGAGGUUUUGCUGUCCUACAAGGGUUCUGCAGCUUAUUUUCAGGCAAAUAAGAAACACAAGGAGAAAAACAAAAUCACUGCUAAUUCAGAUAUAGAUUUGGUCUAUGAUAUUGGUCUAACGACAGUGUGUCUCAAAUCUUAAUAUCUAAAAAUGUGUAUCCCAUUCCCAUUUCCACAUUGCAUACUCACAAAUGACUUCUUCUCCACACUCAUCCUAAUGUUACCUGUGUGCACUUAAAUUCUUCUCUGUCUUUUUGUCUAGGUUACUGUGCCUAAAUAGGAUGCAGCAAUCAAGAUAUAAUAUGCCAAGUGGUGGUCAGUCGACUAUUAGAGAAGAGUUCAUUUUAGUACAUAGCUGCAAAGGGAAACUAUUAUCAGCCCAAUACCUAAGCAAGCGAUAUGGCGAAUCACAAAGUCACCGUGAAAUUCUGCAUCAUCAUCAGCUUUUGCUUAAGGAAUAAACAGCAUGUGAUGCACAUCUUAAUUUUAAUUUGAGACUAGAACAUUCCACAACUUUAUAACUACUAAAAAUACCUAGAUGUUUAUAUAUCACCAAUCAUUGCGAUAUAUAGAUGAAACCAAAAUCUUCCAGAGGAUCAUGAAGGCAGGGCAAUGAAAGGGAAUCUUGCAUUUUUAUGGCAUCUCUAUCUGACCUAGUAUGUGCACAAGAAAAUAUCUUGGCUGCCAGAGCUGCUACUCCUAUAAUCAUUUGAAUAGUACAAAAACAAAACAAAACAAGCAAUACCUUCUACUAGAACACAAUCUUUCAUCUGCAUAUUAGCAGCUUCAUGAGGUAUUUGAAACUUUGCCUAUGAACUGAAACAUUCCAGAAAACAACAGUACAAGCUUCAUUGUUGCCUAUGGUACCUUAUCAGGAUUCAGAACCUAACAACAGACUAGAGGCACUGCAUUCAUUGUAUCCUAAGAAGUUUAACUAUUUGUGAUUCUUACAGCAUACACAGCAAUGUUGCCUAGAUAUUUCUUAUAGCACUGGCUGCUUUAAUAGGAAUACUGCAAGAAUUGUACUUACACACCACUGUGCUUGAAGCUUAAAAACAUUAUGUAGGAAAGAUCACGUUUUUUUCUUGUUGUUUUAACACAACCAACCAGGAAAAUUAUUAAUGUUCUAAGUGUGUGCAAAUUAAAUGUAAACAGGGUUUCAGAUUCUAUAGAUGCUAAAAAAGGACACUAUCCGAUAUCCCAGGCUCAACAUUUGACCCAUGCAAAAUUCAGAUAAUGGGACAAAAUCUUCAUAAGUACCAAGGAUAUUUUGUUCAUUCUUAACUCAUCACUCCAUUGCUGAGAAAUAAAAAUAAAGCUGAUAAUUCUUCUGUUCCAUUCUUGGUCUUCAGUAGGAAUGAACUAGCAAACACUAUUCCCAGAGAUGGGCUCUCAGUGCUGAAUUGGUUAUACAAAGCACAUUUUUCACUGAGAUGAGGUGUGGUGCAAGGCCUAGAGAUAGGAAACAAUCGACUGUAAGCUGCGUGGAUCGGAGAGCUUCGUCGAACGUUGAGGCUUUGAGGAGGCAAUCGUCAAGUUAAGGAAAUAUUACGACCCCUUGUUUUCUGAGGUGUCUGGAGACCUAAGGACCGGAGGGUUGCCCUUGAGUCCUUCAUUGAGUGAAGCACGUCGUUCGUGGUGGAAGCAAAAAGUUUUUCACCUUUUCACCAAAGGGAAGAUCUUCAAUGGUGCUCUGGACCUCUCGAGGAAAGAAAGAGAAGGAGAGCCAUGAACCUUGCGCAUGACCACUGCUGUGGCGGUCGAUCUUGCUGCAGUGUUGGCUACAUCGAGGGCCGCUUGAAGAGCGGUACGUGAUAUGAUUUGUCCCUCAGAAACCAGAGCUGUAAAUUGUUGUUUUUUCUGUUCUGGGAUGUCGUCAAUAAAGUCCAUGAACUUAUUAUAGUUUCUGUGGUCAUAUUUUGCAAGAACUGCAGUAUAAUUGGCUAUACGGAAUUGCAGCGUCUAGGAUGCAUAUACUUUACGACCAAAGAGGUCCAAGCGUUUACUUUCCUUGUUGGCUGGGGUGGAGCGGGAAUACUGUUGUUUGGCCCUUUGGUUCGCUGCGUCUACUACUAACGUUCAUCUGCAGGUUUCUCUGAGUAGUUCCUGCAACAGCUGAGGAAGCUCUUAAGACGAAGGUGAUAUGGAAAGUGAGCGAUCAGCUGCUGUAACCUGCACAGGUUGUGCCAUGUUUGUCAUUCUUCCACAGGACAGAAGCGACUUUGUCUGUAAAAAGUGCAAGCUGGUCUCCAUAUUGGAAGAGAAGGUUCGAGGUCUGGAGAAACGAGUAUCGACUCUGCGUUGCAUAAGGGAAAAUGAAGAUUUCCUGGACAGACAUCAGGAGAUGCUUCUACGGCCACAAUGUUCUGAAGAUUCAGAGCAGGUGCAGCAGGGACAGAAGGAUGGUGAAGAAGUUUGGCAGCAUGUGACCUCUAGAAGGAGAAAGAGGAGCGUCCAUGUGCCAGCAAUGGAGAUACAGGUGAGCAAUCGUUUCCAUGUUCUCUCUACAGGUACUAAUGUGGAGAGUGGACUAGAUGACACAUCUGAAGGAAGGGAGCAGAAGGAGACUCCACCGAUUGGAAGGCAAAAGAUGCACUGUCCUAGGGAUGAGGGUUCCACAACCACCACUCCCAAGAGGAGGAGGAGCGUGGUGGUGGUCGGGGACUCCCUCCUCAGGGGGACUGAGUCAUCUAUCUGCCGCCCCGACCGGGAAAACCGAGAGGUCUGCUGCUUUCCAGGAGCUAGGAUACACGAUGUGACGGAGAGACUGCCGAGACUCAUCAAGCCCUCGGAUUGCUACCCCUUCCUGCUUCUCCACGUGGGAACCAAUGAUACUGCCACGAAUGACCUUGAGCGGAUCACUGCAGACUACGUGGCUCUGGGAAGAGGGAUAAAGGAGUUUGAGGCGCAAGUGGUGUUCUCGUCCAUCCUCCCUGUGCAAGGAAAAGGCCGGGGUAGAGACCGUCGAAUCGUGGAAGUCAACGAAUGGCUACGCAGGUGGUGUCGGAGAGAAGGCUUUGGAUUCUUCGACCAUGGGAUGGUGUUCCAAGAAGGAGGAGUGCUAGGCAGAGACGGGCUCCACCUAACGAAGAGAGGGAAGAGCAUCUUCGCAAGCAGGCUGGCUAACCUAGUGAGGAGGGCUUUAAACUAGGUUCACCGGGGGAAGGAGACCAAAGCCCUGAGGUAAGUGGGGAAAUGGGAUCCUGGGAGGAAGCAAGAGCAGGAGAGCGCAAGAGGGGAGGACUCCUGUCUCAUACUGAGAAAGAGGGACGAUCGAUGAGUUAUCUUAAGUGCUUAUACACAAAUGCAAGAAGCCUGGGAAACAAGCAGGGAGAACUGGAAGUCCUGGCACAGUCAGGGAACUAUGAUGCGAUUGGAAUAACAGAGACUUGGUGGGAUAACUCACAUGACUGGAGUACUGUCAUGGAUGGAUAUAAACUGUUCAGGAAGGACAGGCAGGGCAGAAAAGGUGGGGGAGUUGCAUUGUAUGUAAGAGAGGAGUAUGACUGCUCAGAGCUCCGGUAUGAAACUGCAGAAAAACCUGAGAGUCUCUGGAUAAAGUUGAGAAGUGUGAGCAACAAGGGUGAUGUCGUGGUCGGAGUCUGCUAUAGACCACCAGACCAGGGGGAUGAGGUGGACGAGGCUUUCUUCUGGCAACUAACAGAAGUUGCUAGAUCACAGGCCCUGGUUCUCAUGGGAGACUUUAAUCACCCUGAUAUCUGCUGGGAGAGCAAUACAGCAGUGCACAGACAAUCCAGGAAGUUUUUGGAAAGUGUAGGGGACAAUUUCCUGGUGCAAGUGCUGGAGGAACCAACUAGGGGCAGAGCUUUUCUUGACCUGCUGCUCACAAACAGGGAAGAAUUAGUAGGGGAAGCAAAAGUGGAUGGGAACCUGGGAGGCAGUGACCAUGAGAUGGUCGAGUUCAGGAUCCUGACACAAGGAAGAAAGGAGAGCAGCAGAAUACGGACCCUGGACUUCAGAAAAGCAGACUUUUCAGGGAACUGAUGGCAGGAUCCCCUGGGAGAAUAACAUGAAGGGCAAAGGGGUCCAGGAGAGCUGGCUGUAUUUUAAAGAAGCCUUAUUGCGGUUGCAGGAACAAACCAUCCCGACGUGUAGAAAGAAUAGUAAAUAUGGCAGGCGACCAGCUUGGCUUAAUAGUGAAAUCCUUGCUGACCUUAAACGCAAAAAAGAAGCUUACAAGAAGUGGAAGAUUGGACAAAUGACCAGGGAGGAGUAUAAAAAUAUUGCUCAGGCAUGCAAGAGUGAAAUCAAGAAGGCCAAAUAGCACUUGGAGUUGCAGCUAGCAAGAGAUGUUAAGAGUAACAAGAAGGGUUCUUCAGGUAUAUUAGCAACAAGAAGAAAGUCAAGCAAAGUGUGGGCCCCUUACUGAAUGAGGGAGGCAACCUAGUGACAGAGGAUGUGGAAAAAGCUAAUGUACUCAAUGCUUUUUUUGCCUGUCUUCACAAACAAGGUCAGCUCCCAGACUGCUGGACUGGGCAGCACAGUAUGGGGAGGAGGUGACCAGCCCUCCGUGGAGAAAGAAGUGGUUCGGGACUAUUUAGAAAAACUGGAUGAGCACAAAUCCAUGGGGCCGGAUGCGCUGCAUCCGAGGGUGCUAAAGGAGUUGGCGGAUGUGAUUGCGGAGCCAUUGGCCAUCAUCUUUGAAAACUCAUGGCGAUCGGGGGAGGUCCCGGAUGACUGGAAAAAGGCUAAUGUAGUGUCCAUCUUUAAAAAAGGGAAGAAGGAGGAUCCGGGGAACUACAGGCCAGUCAGCCUCACCUCAGUUCCUGGAAAAAUCAUGGAGCAGGUCCUCAAGGAAUCAAUUAUGAAACACUUAGAGGAGAGGAAAGUGGUCAGGAACAGUCAGCAUGGAUUCAGCGAGGGAAAGUCGUGCCUGACUAACCUAAUUGCCUUCUAUGAUGAGAUAACUGGCUCUGUGGAUGAGGGGAAAGCAGUAGAUAGAACGG